Messenger RNA from Babjeviella inositovora NRRL Y-12698, 2409 nucleotides. Its product is annotated as DEAD/DEAH box helicase. The coding region runs from base 1 to 2409 and encodes 802 amino acids. The record is from RefSeq and is a predicted model, not a curated record. Gene Ontology annotation, cellular component: cytoplasm. Gene Ontology annotation, molecular function: ATP binding; ATP-dependent chromatin remodeler activity. The transcript has a single exon. NCBI's taxonomy places the organism in Eukaryota, Fungi, Ascomycota, Pichiomycetes, Serinales.
AUGGCAAAGCUUACGGCAGCGUUGAACGUGGUGCACGACGCUGCAAAGUACACGGCGUUGAAGCGUCACCACGACACGUACAAAGAUAUCCUCGACACGUGUGACCGCACGAUCAAGCAGCACAACCGCACGGUCCAGGAAACUACCCACCAGUUGGAGAGCUUGAAACUCGCGUACAACAGCGGGCUCUCACAGCUCCACGCGGUGGACCCUGAGGCGAGCCGUGCAUUUGCCGCGCGCGUGCCGGCGCCCAGGGCGGACCCAGGGUAUGCGCCGAACAUCUACAAUACCGCACUAACGGACGAGGACCAGAACUUGGAGGAGUUGAUCAAUAACAUGCGGCCGGACGAGGAGAUUGACGCGGAAUCGGUGGCGACCCCAGCUGCGCUCACGAUUUCUCUCCUUCCGCACCAACGCAAGGGCCUCGCAUGGCUCCAGCAGAUGGAGGCGAAACCGUCAAACAAGGGCGGCAUCCUCGCGGACGACAUGGGGCUUGGGAAGACGGUCCAAGCGCUUGCGCUCAUUCUCUCGCGGGCGCUGGAGGACCGCAAACGGAAGACCACGUUGGUGGUAGCACCUGUGGCGUUGCUCAAACAGUGGGAGGCUGAAAUCGGGUCCAAAGUCAAGCCCGAGCACCGCUUGAGUGUGGCGAUAUAUCAGGCGGGCAAGAAGCUCAAGAGCUUCGGACACUUGGCCAGGCACGACGUGGUGUUGGUGUCGUACGGGACUCUCAGUUCCGAGAUGAAGAAGCACUACAAGCGCGUGUUGGCGGAACUUGAUAAAGAGCGGGGCAGUGAUUUACCGGGAGAUGACGAGGGGGGGGAUGAAGGUUACGUCUCGCCGUUCUUUGCGCGCAACGCAGUGUUCCACCGAGUCAUUCUCGACGAGGCGCAGUGGAUUAAGAACAAGAAGACGCUCGCAUCGCGGUCGUGUGCGAUGGUCAAGGCGAGUUUCCGGUGGUGUCUCUCGGGAACGCCGAUGCAGAACGGGGUGAUCGAGUUGUACCCGUUGAUCCGGUUCCUCAAGAUCCGCCCGUACUGUGUGGAGACACGCUUCCGUGCCGACAUUGCGGUGCCCAUCAAGAAUCAGAGUGGCAACUACGGCCGCGACGAUACCGACCAGGCGAUGAACCGAUUGAGAGCACUACUUGCCGCGCUUCUUCUCAGACGGACAAAGACGUCCAAGAUCGACGGAAAGCCCAUCUUGAGCUUGCCGGAGAAACACGUUGCGAUGGACAAGGUGGUUAUGGUGGCAGAAGAAGACGCGUUCUACAAGGCGUUGGAGGACCAGACGGCCAAGAAGGCCCAGCAGUUGCUCCAGCAAAAGGGCGUAGGUACCUUCCUGAGCAUCUUUACGCUCCUCUUGCGGCUCCGUCAGGCAUGCUGCCACAGCUACCUCGUGGAGUUGGGCAUCCGCAAUGCCAAGGAGCAGGCGGGUGAAACUGCGUGGAAGGGCCAGUACGAAGAUGUCAUAAAGCUCGAUGGGCAGGUCCAACGGAGGGUCCGAGAGGAGGUCGAGCGUGAGGAGACGUACAGCUGCGCGAUCUGCUACGAGCCGCCAGAAAGCAUGGAGGAAGUGGUGUUGCUCUCACCGUGCGGACACCUUCUCUGCCGCGAGUGUGUCCCAUCGUUUUUUGACAGGUUUGCGGAGAACGAGGCGCCCGAGGGGAAGCGCGUCGCAAAGUGCUAUGCAUGCCAGAGGAACGCGAUGGAGGCACAUUGUAUUGGGUAUGGGAUGUUUGAAAAGGUGUGGGUGCUAGGCUGGGCGCGCGAUCGCGUCGUGGCGCACUACACGGCCGCGUCACCACGCCCCAAGUCCCGUGACCAACAGGUGCUGGAGUUGAUCCGCGAGAGCGGCGGCGAAUUCACGCCGCUGGCCAAGAUGGACCAGGCGGUGACAUUGGUGGAGGAGAUCUUGGCCAAGGAUCCGCUGGAGAAGAUCAUCAUCUUCUCACAGUUCACGUUGCUCUUCAACUUGCUCAAGUUGGUGUUAGACGCCAAGGGGAUUCAGUUUUUGCGCUACGACGGGAGCAUGAGCGGGGAUGAGCGGAAUAACACGAUUGGACGGUUUUACAACGAGCCUGAACGUAGUGUGCUCUUGCUCUCGCUAAAGGCCGGGAACGUGGGGUUGACCUUGACGUGUGCAAAUCAUGUCAUUAUCAUGGACCCGUUCUGGAACCCGUUCGUGGAGGAACAGGCGAUGGACAGGGCCCAUCGCAUUGGUCAGCACAAAGAGGUGUUUGUGCACCGCUUGUUGAUCAGCGACACGGUCGAGGAUAGAAUCAUGAAGUUGCAGGAGACGAAAAAGGAGUUGGUGGAGAGCGCGUUGGACGAGAAGGGCAUGAAAGUGGCUGGGAGCUUGGGCAGACAAGAGUUGGGGUUCUUGUUUGGGCUCAACAAGUUGCGGUGA